CUACACUGCCAGAGCUGACUUCAUUUGCUGGCUCAAUCCUUUCGCGUGUUUUUGUUAUUGCAUCGCCUAAUUUUUAUGAAAAAAGUUGUGAAAAUCAAUCAAAGUGAAUACUACAACUACAAAUUGCGCAGGAAAUCUAUUGGGAUGCUAUUCGGGAUUUGCACGUAGUAUUACUAUCAUUGGCAAUGGAUUCUCUCAAUAUCAAAAUGGAGGUACCGGAUCUGCCACUUCCGGAUCACAUCUCCCAACUUGGAGAGGAUGGGCUGGGAAUUAUUUCCAACUCGGAGUUCUUGGCAAACGGGAACGGUUUGUUUCUGGGUGAUACGGACGAUGUCGACGACGAUGAUGAUACCAUCGUGGUACAUAUGGAUCUACGCGAGAAUCUUUCUACGUUGAGGGGACUGGUAGAACAACGAAUUGGGGUAUCAUUGAAACAUUACGAAUUCUGGCUGCAGGACACUCAGAUGCUGGAAUCGCACAAGAAUCUGGUUGAUCAGUGUGUCCAGGGAGAAGGUCUGGUGCAAAUUAACGUCCAAGUCCAAACAUCGAAGCGUCGUAUAAAUAUUGCCGAUGUUUUAAAACCAACGGACGAGGUGUUGGAAAGCUAUCAACAGGAGUUGGAGCUAGCCGCAGCCGCGGCUCAGGUAACAACGGCUUCGAGUGCUAGUGGUUCGGAAACGAAUUCUUCAGCGCCAUCAGUCGCUGCUCCAGCGAUUGCGAGCGCACACACUGACACCACACCGACACCUAAAUCACAACAGCAAACAUUCAAGGAAGAACAGGAAACUGCUUCCGCUGUUGCAGCGAUUAUCAAUUCGGCCAAUGCGGAAGCAAACGCAGAAAAAGUGGCAACACAGCCGACGGCCGGAAAGGUGACUCCCACAACGAACGGUACGGUCACAAGAACGUCUGCCAAGUUGGAAUCUCCAACAAUCAUUGACGAUGACGACGAUGAUGAUGAGAUGGGCGAUGGAGGACAAUCGGCACUGCGCUGGGUUUGCGAUACGAAUUUCAAGCGAGACCAGCAGCGGUUGAACAUACCGGACGAUCCGAUCGAGUGGACUGUAGCCCAAGUCAAGCACUGGGUUCAGUGGGCCAUAAGGACUUUCCAGCUGACAAGUAUCAAACUGCAGGACUGGAGUAUCAGUGGAAAGGAGCUGUGCGAGUUGGAUCUUGCCGAGUUCAAGCAGAAAGUGGCAAGCGAUCCGGGCGAUUUGUUCUGGACUCAUCUGGAGCUGCUGAGAAAGUGUAAAUUUGUAGCGGUCGUGCAGAAACACAGUGGCGAUGGGGAUGACCACGACGAAAUGGCAAUAUUGCGAAAGGUGCCGAGAAGUAACAUUGGAAAUGAAACAAGCUAUUGUGGCAAUCGUAGUGGGAACAAUGGACAAAUUCAAUUGUGGCAAUUCUUGCUGGAAAUACUCACAGACAAGGAACAUCGCGCGAUUAUUCAGUGGAUUGGCACCGAAGGUGAAUUUAAAUUAUGCAAUCCCGAACUGGUGGCCCAGCUGUGGGGUGAACGGAAGAAUAAGCCCACCAUGAACUAUGAGAAGCUCUCGCGUGCACUUCGUUACUACUACGACGGGGAUAUGAUCUCCAAGGUACACGGUAAACGGUUCGUGUACAAGUUUGUCUGUGAUUUACGAGAGCUUAUCGGAUACGAUGCAUCCGAGCUGGCCGCUCUCGUUAACGAAGGACCCCCGAUUGCGAGCGAUCAGUUCGAUUUGAAGGGCUUCGAUAUGGAUUUCGACUAGAGAGAGCAUGGUCUAUUUUCUUUUUUAUCAAUUUUUCGAUAUUAAUUCUCCAAGAUGAUUAUCAAGAUGAUGUUGAGUUGGAUUUAUUGACAUAGUUUGCAAACGUUGGAUGUUUUACUUUCUUAUAUUACAUUUAGAGGUAUAUACUAUAUAUUAAUAAAAAAUUAUACUCAAACA
Messenger RNA from Toxorhynchites rutilus septentrionalis, 1928 nucleotides. RefSeq names its product DNA-binding protein Ets97D (gene Ets97D). The record is from RefSeq and is a predicted model, not a curated record. Gene Ontology annotation, molecular function: sequence-specific DNA binding; DNA-binding transcription factor activity, RNA polymerase II-specific. The coding region runs from base 186 to 1751 and encodes 521 amino acids. The transcript has 4 exons. Gene Ontology annotation, cellular component: nucleus. Lineage: Eukaryota; Metazoa; Arthropoda; Insecta; Diptera; Culicidae. Gene Ontology annotation, biological process: regulation of transcription by RNA polymerase II; cell differentiation.